Eimeria tenella is the source of this 180-nucleotide messenger RNA. RefSeq lists its product as uncharacterized. The record is from RefSeq and is a predicted model, not a curated record. Bases 1 to 180 code for a protein of 59 amino acids. The transcript has 3 exons. NCBI's taxonomy places the organism in Eukaryota, Apicomplexa, Conoidasida, Eucoccidiorida, Eimeriidae.
AUGUCGCCGGAAGAAAGGCUCGAAUACGACCGAACCAUGGCGGACGAGAACGCAGCCAAGGUGGACGAGCUGCAGUCCACAAUUGAAUACGAGCGGAAGCAAGCGGGAAUUCUAUCUCCAACUCAGCGGCUGCUGCUGGGGGCUCUUGCACCAAUGGUUCCUCACGUGCCCACUGCCUAA